GAUCGCCGUCUCCCUCAGUGAUCAGUUCUGAAGAGUUCAAAAAAAUGAGAGUCUCCGACAACGAAGAAGUUUUGGAGCUCAUCGGCUGCGUUGGCUGCGGGGAUGCCUUCCAGACAUCAUCUCAACUCGAAAUCCAUCUCGACACCUGCCCAGGCCUCAUAUCAGGGAACGAGUACGAGCCUUCGCGUUAUUCGAAUCAUUUUCUUGUGUGCGCUCGCUGCCCGGAAUUGGACUUCGUCAAUCGUAGUGAGCUCAUCCGACAUCUGAAGGUCCAUCGGAAUCAAAAGCGGAGAAGAUGCGUAUGUCGGCGGCGACCCUGCCACUGCUUGAAACGUCGUAUCCCAAGGCGAUCGAAUUCGUUCAGCGGAACAUACACGCGGUGGGAUCGCGACCCAAGUUCGUCUCAACAGCUGCCACUGUGUAGUGAAUGCUUCGAUAAGGGUCUCCAGUUUGGGGCUAAAUCUUCCAAAUGCGAAAACUGCAAUCGGGGACACGUCACGAAUCCUCUGCAGUGAGGAGGUUAGAAGAAUGGUAGCCGACGACGCGGGGAAAAACACCAAAUCGCAGGUCUUGACGUCCUGAGAUCUCGACGCUUCCCGGCAUAUUCCGAAAGCUGUGGGGCAGAAGGCAGACUCUAGAUAAGAGUCGCGAAGCGCAACCCUUUUUCGGCGAAAAUCGUGACACGAACAUCGCCCGACUUGUUGACAAUGGAAUCGACGGGGAAUCAGGCACGGAUGACGUUCUAUGGAGAGUCAUCAUGCGUGCGCGUAGGAGUUCAGGUCAUUGAAAUUUACCGGCAGAUUGUGCGAACGAUUCCGGAAUUUCCGGAAAAUUAUUCUUCACCGACCAUAUCCCGUCAUCCAACCCUUGAGAGCCGAAGUCCCUCAGAGAUUUUCAAAAUAUUACAUUGACUGGUCUAAAUCGACGAUUCUUGUCGCGCAUAGAGCAUCAAGGAUAAAUCUGACCAUGUGAUCAUAUUUUGGGAGAAGCAUGCACAAACUGGAUUCCUAGUGAUUGCGAAUUGAGAGAGAUUCUUAUAAAUGUGAAAUAUC
This is a messenger RNA of Galendromus occidentalis (western predatory mite), 1052 nucleotides long. RefSeq lists its product as uncharacterized. NCBI's taxonomy places the organism in Eukaryota, Metazoa, Arthropoda, Arachnida, Mesostigmata, Phytoseiidae. The record is from RefSeq and is a predicted model, not a curated record. Bases 45 to 515 code for a protein of 156 amino acids. The transcript is spliced from 3 exons.